Anguilla anguilla (European eel) is the source of this 2777-nucleotide messenger RNA. RefSeq names its product ring finger protein, transmembrane 1 (gene rnft1). Bases 301 to 1575 code for a protein of 424 amino acids. Lineage: Eukaryota; Metazoa; Chordata; Actinopteri; Anguilliformes; Anguillidae. The record is from RefSeq and is a predicted model, not a curated record. Gene Ontology annotation, cellular component: endoplasmic reticulum. Gene Ontology annotation, biological process: positive regulation of ERAD pathway. The transcript has 9 exons. Gene Ontology annotation, molecular function: ubiquitin protein ligase activity.
GGCUGUUUUUAAAUUACGAUUAAACGAUCGUAAUUAGUUUACGUAAUUGUCACCUAAAUGUAGUCGUAAAAAUAAAAAAAACAUAAAUGAAAACAAUGAAAAUAAAUCCGGACUAAACGAUAACCUUUAACCUGCCUUCGUUCAUAGAGUUCAGUGGUUGCAAUCAGUAAAGAUGUCUGCGAAGCGGAGAGCUUAACAUUAUGUCUUAGCCAGCUAGCUUUGAAUAGCUAGGUUGCUUAUUUUUGUUUUCAUUUUUAUUUGUAUUUAAUCCUAUUUUUAAAUGGGUUUAGGAGCUCUACCAUGAAACUUCGGGCUCAGUAUGAGAGGAGACAUUCUAGUGAGUCCAGAAGUUUGCUGAUACUAAAAGAAUCACCAACUGUAAUGCAGACCAACUCAAACGAACAUAAUGCUCAGGCAGGCAACGGCUUAUCCCUACCUCUGCAACCGGAGUUACUAACCAGAACACCGGCGACCGGUGGCUCCAGUCCGGCUGAGACUGGGGAGGUCCACGUUCCAAUGAAUGUCGCACCCGGCGAAGGCACCGGACGGCCGGCGUCCCGAAGGCCGAGACCUGGCCCCCACAGUCACUCCCACUCGCACAGCCACGGCCACAACCGGCCCCAUUCACAUAACGAGUCGGAGUCUGAUCCAGGAGAUGGGGAUUCGGAAUCGGGAGAACCCAGCACAUCUAUCUCCGAACUGCGUUACCUCUUUCGAUGGGUUCAAAAAAGUCUUCCUUUCAUUAUAAUCCUUUGUGCCAAACUAGUUCUCCAGCACGCUCUUGGUUUAGCUGUUGGAGUUGGCCUGUUUACAACUUUUCUUUAUGCAAAUAAAAUAAUUCAAAACCAAGUUUUUCUACAGGACCGACGUUCAAAGUUGGAGUGUGUAUGGCUGCUGGCCUUCCUAAUAUGUUCCACACUCCUGCUCUACUACACUUUCAACCAGGAGAAACUGUAUUACUGCUUAAUUUUUGUGAAUCCAAGUGUCGAGUCCCGCGAUUUCUGGGAAGUACUGUGGACUGUGGGCGUGACCAACUUCGUCGUGAAGUUCCUGUUCAUGGGUGUGAAGUGCCUUAUUCUUUUAGUACCAUCCGCCCUCAUGGCUUGCAGUGCAAGGGGUCGCUGGUACAUGCUCACAGAGGAGUUCAGCCAGGUGCACCAGGCCAUUGUGCCCAUGCCAGUGUGGUUCCGCUACCUGGUCACCUACCAAGAGGUGGAUGGCGUUGCUGGUCUGACCCUGGGCAUCCUGCUUGCACUGGUCUACCUCAUACUGAAGCUUCUAGGACUGUAUGGACUUUGGGGGUCUGUCCAGAAAACCGGUGGCAUAUUUUUGAACAGUGAGAACGGUGCGGCAGCCACUAAGAGCCAGUGCAGCGAUGCCGGGGACCUGUGUCCCAUCUGCCAGGUGGAGUUCAGAGACCCGAGGGUCCUCCUGUGUCAGCACGUUUUCUGCGACGAGUGCAUCUCGCUGUGGUUCAACCGGGAGAAGACGUGCCCGCUGUGCCGCACGGUGAUCGCGGACAAGGUCCACGCGUGGAAGGACGGGGCGACUUCCCCUUACCUGCAGAUCUACUGAGGGAACGGGAGAGAAUUAAAAAAAAAAAAAAAAAAAAACCACAAUCAAUGUGUACAUAAAAUCACAAGGGCGUUCUGAAGUGGGAAAGCCGCGUAGCGUAGAGGAAGACUCGGCGCACUUCACCCGGGUUGUCACCGUCACGGUAUGUUUACACCUUCCUCAAAAAGUGACAACUGUACCGAUAGCAAUAUUCCAUUAGCUUCUUUUACGAAGUUUAAUGACUUCCACCUCUGCUAACUCAAGGGCAUUACACACCGGGCCUAUUUAAGCAAGGGUGCAAAUCAAACCUUGCGUCUCAUUUUGUUACCUGUGACAAGACGUUUGAAAAGUUUUUUUUUCUCUCCUCUCAUGUCCUGUGGUGACAGUAAUUUUUAUUUACUUGUUUUUUUUUUGUUUGUUUGUUUGUAUAUAAUUUCUGGAAUUCCACUUGUCAUAGGGUGGGGUACCCUUUCAGUGUAUAAAUAUUGAGCACUUGCUGAAGAUUGCACCAAGUGAAACGUAAAGUGACUUUUGAAUGUAGUAAACUGGGCAAGUGUAUACCUUCUGUGUAGGAGGUGAAAAAACACUCUGGUAUUUGCUUCAUUUGAAGAAUUCAAAAGGUUUUUUUGUAUUAUGACAACGGGCCGAUCAGACAUUUUGUAUUUUGGUCUCUGAGCAGUUGUAUAGGGUAUGGGCUAGCUUGUUCCAAAUGUGACCAGAGAAGAAUCCAGCGUUUUGUAUUUCCUUCAGGUUGGCUAGUUUCACCUCCAAUUCAGAAGUCACUGGACUGGGAGAAAGCUGCAUGGUGCUUUAAGCAGCACUUGGGUUUACUAUGUAUAUAUAACACCAGAAAUCUACACAAGCACCUCAAACUCAAUCAGUGAUAUUAUGAAAAUCAUCGUUGUCUUUUUUUAGAAAUUAUGAAGCCAUGGUGAUUAGGGCUUUGUACGUAUGCAGAAUAUUUUCAGGAUUAAAAUUAUAUUUUCAAAAAUGCCUCCUAUUAAACCAUUCACACAAGUAUGAAUUGUGCAAAAAAAGCGUGUAAGAGUUGAAUGUCACAAUUCUGUUACGAUUUUAUUUUUCUAAAGUAAAAUCCUUUUAAAAACCAAAGAUCGGAAGAUGCAUCUAUUUUAUUAUCAUGUUCCAUUGUGUAGUAAAAUAAAAAUGUAUUAUGUUUCACAUAUUUUUUUUCCUCACAUCAUAAAUAAAAUAUAUUAUACAUG